Dipodomys ordii (Ord's kangaroo rat) is the source of this 526-nucleotide messenger RNA. RefSeq names its product family with sequence similarity 156, member A (gene Fam156a). The transcript has a single exon. NCBI's taxonomy places the organism in Eukaryota, Metazoa, Chordata, Mammalia, Rodentia, Heteromyidae. The record is from RefSeq and is a predicted model, not a curated record. Bases 5 to 526 code for a protein of 173 amino acids.
CAGGAUGAGCUUCAGCGAGCUGAGCCCAGGUGCAGGUCCCAGUGCCUCUGCGCCUCUGCCCGAGGGGCUGGUUCAGCAGCAAUACAGGGAGGAGAAGAGUCUGCUGAGGCAAAGGCGCUGGGAGAGGCUGGGGUUAUCUCAGAAGAAGAAGGCGUCCCCGGGCCACGUGAGACGCAGGCACCGCGACCAUAUGGCUCCUUACGCAGUGGAAAGGAACACCGGAUCUUCUCCAGAUGACAGAGCUCAGAAUCGGAUCCGAUGUGAAUGUCGAUACUGCCAGGGCCAUGGGCCAUCCACGGGGGUUUCAGGGGAAGGAAAUGCCACCGCCAGUUCUUCCUCUUGGGAGUCGCUGGUACAGGGCCUCAGUGGCUUGACCCUCAGCAUGGGCACCAACCAGCCUAGCCUUCUGCCAGAGGGGGCGCAGCAGCAGCAGCAGCCACCUGAAGAGAGGUGCCCACGGGAGAGGCAGCAGGAAAACAAGAAGAUGUUCCAGAGGCUGCUCAAGCAGUGGCUGAAAGACAACUGA